Salvelinus fontinalis (brook trout) is the source of this 1383-nucleotide messenger RNA. Its product is annotated as cyclin-dependent kinase 4 inhibitor D-like. The coding region runs from base 552 to 1088 and encodes 178 amino acids. Gene Ontology annotation, biological process: negative regulation of cell population proliferation; regulation of cyclin-dependent protein serine/threonine kinase activity. Gene Ontology annotation, cellular component: nucleus. NCBI's taxonomy places the organism in Eukaryota, Metazoa, Chordata, Actinopteri, Salmoniformes, Salmonidae. The transcript has 3 exons. Gene Ontology annotation, molecular function: protein kinase binding; cyclin-dependent protein serine/threonine kinase inhibitor activity. The record is from RefSeq and is a predicted model, not a curated record.
GCUAUUUUAGCCAGAAAGUAUAUAAAAUCACAUAUCAAACGUUUUUCACACCCAUUGGCGCAUUUUUCUUCAAUAACCCGCCUUUUUUUCUACAUGACUUUGGAGACUUACUAUCAAAUUUCUGACUUUGGAGAUUUACUAUAACAUUUUAGAAAUAUGAAUGAAUGUACUUUGAAGACAUCAACGUCCGCAAAAUUGCCCGCCUUCUACGCUAUGGCUUCUCAUUGGUCGACUCAACUGUUACCACAGUGAUACUGUAGCAACCAGUGACUGUAUGGUGGCAACCAAGUCAUUACUCCACCCACCUCGCCAUUCAACGCGCUGAUUGGUCGAGAUACGUUCUGUCCAAUGUUUGUAAAUGUUGGUUGGGUAAACGGUAGCGUAGUUCUCAGCGCGCAAAUUAAAGGUCCUGGAGCCUUCAAAGUUAUUCAACAUUUACCUGCUGUGAUUUAUUUCAAAAGUAUCUCGGAAAAGGGACAGAAAAGAAGAGCCAGUAACGGUCGGGAUCUUUUCAAAACAGACAAGGGAGAAAAUAUAGAAAUCCGUCCACAAUGGUCCUGAGUCAGAGUGAUGCGGCCAAGAGCCUGACCGCUGCCGCAGCCAAGGGAAAUACGGACGAGGUCAGGAGGAUGCUAGGGCCGGAAUGCAGAGUGCACCCCGACACUGUCAAUCAAUUUGGCAAGACCGCUCUACAGGUGAUGAUGAUGGGCAACUCCAACGUGGCCAGCUUACUGUUGGAGCACGGAGCCGACCCAAACAUCACAGACCGGCGAGGAGUCUCACCGGCACAUGAUGCGGCACGCACUGGCUUCGUGGACACACUCCGGGCUCUGGUGGAGUUCGGCGCGUCAGUCAACAGGCCAGACCACACCGGCACCCUACCCAUCCACAUCGCUGUCCGAGAGGGCUACCGGGACGUCAUUGAGUUCCUUGCACCACUCUCCAACCUGAAACACCCCAACGCCAGUGGAGAGACAGCGGUGGACCUCGCCCGAGCCUCAUCGUCAUGUACACCGGAUGUGGUGGAGCUUCUAGAGAGACAGCUGGAGUCUAAAGUGUUCUCUCACUCCCCACCUCUCCCUCUUUAGGAGUUAGAUGGACUCUACCACCAACCCCCCUCUCUAUGCCAAAUUGGAUGGUGCAUAGACUCCCCUUCUACACCUACCUUACCUACACUCUCCUCUCAACCUGGUGACUUGAAUUCAUUGAUGUAAACUUUACUUUGUAAAGUAUGAUUUUUAGUAACUGGUCGAGGUUGACUUGUGUUUACCGUCCUGUUUUGGCAGCUUAUGGAAGAAUAAGUAUGAUGGACAUUAUUUGGACACCAUUUUUGCACAGAGCAAAGCACCUUUUUGAUGGUAAAUUUGACCCCCCCCCCCCCCC